Molecule: messenger RNA, 2022 nt
Organism: Cuscuta campestris
Lineage: Eukaryota; Viridiplantae; Streptophyta; Magnoliopsida; Solanales; Convolvulaceae
Source: the annotation of a GenBank genome assembly
GCAACUCCGAUGCUCACCCGACUCGUUCUUCUUCCUGUCCAGGUCAAUUCCUUCUCUCGCCGCCAUGAUUGUCUCAGAUUCCGAUUUGGCUACCCCAUCGUCCAAUUCUCGCCAAGCCGGUCAAUCGGCCUCUGACCGUAACCCCGGCCACACUCCAUCACCCCGGCCGUCGCCGUCGGCCGUGCCUGGCCACAAACGGCGUCGAUUGAGGAAGCAAUACCCUUCCUCAACUCCGGUAGAUGAGGGCUCACGGGUUGAAUUGGACGAAAACAUCAUGGCGUUGUGCCAUUGUCAAAUUACUGACCGGGGGUUCGCUGAUGCCACUGACAUGGUUGGACCCUCCAUCGAGGUCAUGAGACCUACCAGUACUCAAACCGCUCUAGACGCACCGUCGGGGUUCUUCACGGUCCAUCUGGCGUCUUCGAAGAAGGGGCUGCGCUUCCCACUCCACCCGUUGUUGAUCGAAUUCCUCAACGUGGUGGACCUUCUCCCGUGCCAACUGGUCCCCAACUCUCACCGGUACAUCGCCGGUUACCUGGUCCGGUGCAAAGAUGCAGGGGUGAAGCCGACCUUGGACCAUUUCAUAUUCACCUUCAAACUGACCAAGGGCCAUAAAGAUUGGGCGUCCUAUGCCAGUCUUUCCCAGAGGGUGCCCUUCCUUCCGCCGCAUCCCAUGCCCCUACCUGAUGCCACCCUUUUGUCCAUCACUCGCCAAUUCUGCAAUAAGGGAGUUAUGAACAUUAAAGAGGUGGUGACAGAGGAAACCCUUGCCGGGUUGGGGUUUGAGUUUGUUCAGGAUGAGCUUCGCCACCAACCCGACCUACUGAGGGACAUCCCCGGGGGGCAUCAGCCUGACCAGCUGAAGGACAUUCCUGAGGAAGGUCUUGACUGUGGUCCUUUUGGUAGUGGAAUUACAAGAUUCAGGAGAAGAGAUGGACAACGAUCUCCUGCUCAGUCGCUUCACUGCAGGGAGGAAGAGGAAGAGAGAGACGAAGGGCCAGGGCAAGCGUUCUUCAUCCCACCGCGAGGAGGGUCCUUCUCGAGAGCCGGCCGUAAUUGUGGUGGAGGACCAAGAAGAUGCUACCCAAGAACCGGGUACCAUGGCUGGCCAAUCCCCCCACACCCCGUGAUGCAGGGUGGCGACCUCGUCGGGUCGUCUCAGGGCAUUGCCUUGGAGCGACCUCCCUCACCACCCGCAGUGACCUACGAGGCUCGUAUCUCAGCAGGCUCCGAGGACGACCUUGACAACAUGGUCCUUUUGAGGCUCAGUCAGGCUACGCUGGGGAUAAUUGAGGUGGUUGGCCGGAAACGGGGUCGCCAGGCCGCCGCGGACGAGGCGAUGAAAUAUCUUCCUUUCCUCCAUCCUUGCCAUUGGCCGUCGGUGAAACCGCCGCCACUACCUCCAAACCCUUAUGAAGACUUUAGUGAGGCGUACAAGGCCCUCUCCGCCAACCGCCUUCCUGACGGGCGGAUUGACUGGGAUGCUCCAUGCCCCCUCCAUUCCCUGCAAUGUAUGGCCUGGGAGAGCUUUCAAGAUGAGCACUUACCCCUCCUGGAGCAUGAGUGCGCAUACUACGCAAGUUUUGAGCGAUGGACUAGCGAAAGUCGCACCAGUUCGCCGGUGAGGCCUACGGAGGAGGUUGUGUUAGGGGAAGAACUGGGUUCUUCCCUACCUCGCCCCGCUUGCCAUUCACUUCCCCAGAAGACCCCUAGGCGACCUGAAGAGAAGGGCGGUGGGUUUUUGCCGAGGCUUGGGGCGACCACUCCCGUUCCAUGUUGGGGAAGAAAGGUGGUCGUCCUGGACGGCCAGUGAUUGGAGUUUUGCCUGUCUAUACAGCUGCAGAACUACCCUUCAAACCUGCCUGUCCCCCCUAGACCUUCGCUCGCAAAGUCUUAGAUUGUUAUUUUUCAUUGUAAGAGAUGUAUGGGAAAGUAUCCCUCCUUACGUAGAGAUUGUUCUCAACUGUACUGUAGCAGAUGCAAGAGAUUAUCCUUGAAAUGUAAUGAACAUUUUUGUGAAUG